CUCCCUGUCAGGGGGACAACCAGAACACUAGCCAUAACAGAUUGAAAUAGAAGUCAGUUGUAUCCCACCAUCACAGAAUGUAUCUCCUCCUGAUCUUUGGGAUUACACUUCUUCCUCAAGCCUACACUCUGAAAUGUUAUGAGUGUAUACUGGGAGCCUCAGGAUCCUGCACAGACAAGGAAAAGGAAUGCCCAUCACAGGAUUAUCAGUGUGGUGCACUGAAAGUCACUUCAUAUACAGGUGGUGUGAAACUCAGUGAUGUUGACAUGAAAACUUGUGCCAUGGCUGAACAGUGUGUUGAGGGCUCACUGAACUUUGGAGUUGCCAGAACGGUUUUUACCAGCAAGUGUUGCUCCUCAGACCUCUGUAACACUCAACCUGCCCCUGACCCCAGCAAAUCCAGUCCCAAUGGUAAAAAGUGCUUCACCUGUGAUGGACAAAAGUGCACUGCAGCUCUAAACUGCGAGGGGAAUGAGGACUACUGCAUCUCAACAAGAGUCUCUGUGGGAGGUGAAAAGACAACAGUGAAGGGCUGCGCUUCCAAGAUGAUGUGUGUAAACACACAAACUGCACAAAUGACGGGAGCUACUGGAGCAGAAAUGAGCUGCUGUCAGGGUGACUACUGCAACAGCGCCAGCAGCACAAGUGCUGGUCUUCUGCUCCUGGUGGCACCACUGAUCUCUUUAGUCGUGUUUUCUUAA
Lates calcarifer (barramundi perch) is the source of this 701-nucleotide messenger RNA. RefSeq names its product urokinase plasminogen activator surface receptor-like. The record is from RefSeq and is a predicted model, not a curated record. Bases 78 to 701 code for a protein of 207 amino acids. NCBI's taxonomy places the organism in Eukaryota, Metazoa, Chordata, Actinopteri, Centropomidae. The transcript is spliced from 5 exons.